AUGAAAUUUGGUUGCCUUUCCUUCCGACAGCCCUAUGCAGGAUUAAUUUUAAACAAAGUCAAGACAGUAGAGACCCGCUGGCGUCCUUUGCUAGCAAAGUACAAGAACUGUACUAUUGCUAUUCAUAUAGCUAUUAAGGACUGGGAAGAUGAAACAUGGAAAGCAAUUCUUUUGGAUAGGUUUGGUAUGACACGAGAAGAAGUGCAAGGUUUGUUGGAUAAAGGGGAAAAAUUUGGCAGAGGAGUUAUUGCAGGAUUGAUUGACAUUGGAGAGACAUCACUAUAUCCAGAAAACUUGCCUCCUGAAAAGAUUCUGGAGCUGGAGAACAGAGCUGUCCUCAGUAAUCUAGAACAGAAAUACUUGACUCUUGUUUCAAAUCCAAGGUGGCUCCUGGAACCGAUUCCCGCCAGAGGGAGAAGAGGUGUGUGGCAGGUGGACAUCCCUGAAGAACUGAUCCCUUCGGAAGCGUAGGUGUUGCCCCUCGCUAUUCUUUUUCCUACCUAAAUGCAAACUUAUAAUUCACAAGUCAGCAUCUUGAAUACCAGUGAGUUGGAUUCCCUUCCAGAGCUAACCAUUUGAAAGAGCCAAUACAUUUGAAAAACUACAUCUUGUUUAUUUUGCCUCGGAAGAGCAAUUUUUGUGACCAUUACUGGAAAUUAUUAAUUGGUUUACUACAUUCUCCCCAUACACAUAACUAUAAAUGCCCUUAUUUUAAAUACAUGGUUGAUGCAUUGUGUGCCAAUUUAAAA
Messenger RNA from Tyto alba (common barn owl), 749 nucleotides. Its product is annotated as EOLA-like protein. The record is from RefSeq and is a predicted model, not a curated record. Lineage: Eukaryota; Metazoa; Chordata; Aves; Strigiformes; Tytonidae. The transcript has 2 exons. The coding region runs from base 1 to 471 and encodes 156 amino acids.